Messenger RNA from Strongylus vulgaris, 1368 nucleotides. NCBI's taxonomy places the organism in Eukaryota, Metazoa, Nematoda, Chromadorea, Rhabditida, Strongylidae. The record is from the annotation of a GenBank genome assembly.
AUGUUUGUCCGGGCGCUUGAUAACUGCUGGUAUGCGGUUGUGAUCAAAAUUGUUGGUACUAGGUCUUACCUUGAAUCAGUGCUGUUUGCGGACGUCGUCAUCAUAAGUGAUCAUGGUGGUCAGCACAGCAGCCAGGAAAGACAGAAGGGAGUUUGGGGGAUCUGUCUCAUCAUAUUCAUAUCGCUCUAUCUGCUGUCGUACUGGAUAAUUUCGCUGUUCAAGUCGAAAUCAGAUAGCGAUUCAUUGUAUUCCGGUGAUGAGGAUUACUUUGUAUAUAGAAUUAGCGUGUGGAUGUGCUCGGCUUCACUCGCCAUCUCAAUAGGUUCAAUUGCGCUAUUGCCUUUUUCUGUGAUUAGUUCAGAACUCUUACAGCGAUAUCCUGACAACUACUAUUUGCAGUGGAUGUCAUGGUCGUUAAUAAAUAGCCUUUGGAACUAUGUAUUUGCUCUUUCGAAUCUCAGCCUUUUUGUUUUACUGCCAUUCAGCUACUUCUUUAUAGAAUCACAAGCAAAACCAAAAAUGCAAGGUAUCAUGCAGCGAGUCUACGAGACGCUAGCUGUAUGUGCAUUGCUCAUUGUUGUGAUACUGUGUUUAGGGGAUGUAGUUUUGACGCUCAUGUCAUCUUCGGUUUCAUUGAUUAGCAUAACCUCUGUAAAUCUGCCACUCAUAUAUUCAUUUGUGUCGCUCGCUGGAGUCAUGUUAUUGCUAGUUUCAACCCCAAUUGGCUUUGCUAAAAUGUUUGGACUUGUUGGAGAGAUGACCAUGGUAGGUGGUUUUGCUAUUUAUCGUAUGUGGACGCUGUUAGAUUUACAAUCGACUAAUUUGAUAAUGAUCAUGAAAACAUAUUUUUUUAACUCAAUAUCUGUGCCUGACCAAGACGAUAUCGUUGUAAAUCGAUUGGAGAGAUAUUGCCAAAAACGGGCUGAAUCUGUAAAUAAGUGCACAGUAUACAGUCAGGAGCGAGCUGAAACUGUAAACAAAUAUACAGUAAAUAACAACAUUAAAAGUAACGGCUUUGGAAUUCAUGUGAGUGCUGGUGACUGUGGGGAUCCAUACUAUUUAUUUUCCUCAUCUGUCUACGGAUAUUCUCCACUGUCAAAUGCCUCCUUUUCUUCCAUAGGCGGAUUUGGAGACUGCAACACAUCUAAGCCCGAGAAGCUCCAAGACGAAGGUGAAUGGUUGGAAGAGCGCGACAGCAAUGGCUGGAGAAAUAUUCCUAUGUUCAAUCCAAGUGUAAGAAUGCAUCAUUCGAGCGCUAUGGCUAGCCAGUUCUGUUCGAAAAUACGCCAGAAAUUGCUGAAAUGGUGCCAGCAGUUCACCCGCAUCAUGAAAUAUCCGGCAAUUGUCAUUAGCCUACUGGCUUUGACG